AGUUUCUGUCUGUCAGUCAGCGGAAGGAGGAGCGGACGCACAAAAAAUGCAGCUUUCACAACACCCUCGGCCUUGUAUCCGACCAAAUUGGGUUUCCCCUACGAUAAGGAACUGAGGAAUGAUUAUUUUAUUUCGUCUACACAUUUCCGUCUUGUCUUUGGAUGAGGAAAGCGCGAGGAAAAGCGCAUUCUGGGCAGUAACCAUGAAGCCUUUGUGAUAGGAUGAGAAGCCCAGUACCUCGGUUCAGGGACGUCGAGAAGCAGGCGAGCAGCUUGCAACCUGUGCAGUGUGUUCCUCCCUGUCAUGACAGACAGAGCACCAUGUGGUUUGUUCGGGACGCCUGUGGAAUUGUCUGUGGUGUUAUCACAUGGCUGCUUGUUUUCUUUGCGGACUUUGUCGUGCUGUUUGUCAUGCUGAUUCCAUCCAAGAACCUCACCUAUAGCUUGAUGAACGGUGCAGUCUUUAACAGCCUCGCCUUUCUGGCUUUGGCAUCCCAUUUCAGGGCCAUGUGCACAGAUCCGGGUGCUGUACCCAAAGGAAAUGCCACAAAAGAAUACAUAGAAAGCUUGCAGCUGAAGCCAGGUCAGGUGGUGUACAAAUGUCCUAAAUGCUGCAGCAUCAAGCCUGACCGAGCUCACCACUGCAGUGUCUGCAAAAGAUGUAUUCGAAAGAUGGACCACCACUGCCCAUGGGUUAACAACUGUGUUGGUGAAAAUAACCAGAAGUACUUUGUGCUCUUCACGAUGUACAUUGCACUCAUCUCUUUGCAUGCCUUGGUCAUGGUGGUUCUCCAUUUUUUGUACUGCUUUGAAGAUGAUUGGACAAAAUGCAGUACCUUCUCACCUCCAGCAACAGUCAUCCUCCUCAUCCUCCUGUGCUUUGAGGGUCUCCUCUUUCUCAUCUUCACCUCUGUGAUGUUUGGCACCCAAGUCCAUUCCAUCUGUACGGAUGAGACGGGUAUAGAGCAGUUGAAAAAGGAAGAGAGAAGAUGGGCUAAAAAAACUAAAUGGAUGAACAUGAAGGCGGUAUUUGGACACCCCUUCUCAAUAGCAUGGUUUAGUCCGUUUUCUACACCUGACCACGGGAAAGCUGACCCCUACCAGUACGUGGUCUGAGUUCAGGAAGAAUAGCCCCCUUCCCUUUCCAGCUUUACGGUAGAGACUGGAGUUCGCUGGACCCAUUUUUACUCCAAAAACGCUCGCCAACAUCCGUGAUUGUAAUCCUGACUUGAGCAAUGUGUCUUGCAUUACAUUUACCGGUGGGACUAUUUUAUUGCUGUAAUGAAAUCUAUAUGUAAAACAUUUAUCCCAUAUCUUAUAUCUUUGCAUCCAUUCUAUUUUCUGCAAAGGUAAGCUUCAGGACCGUAGCUCAUUUUACACCAGACGGAGUAACCGCUUAGGCACUGUUGCAGUCCUGCUUGCGUGGGGUUAAUCAGUGUAGCCUUUGGCUGCACAAUGUAUCUCUUACGAAUAAGUUGGCACUUUGAGCCACUUCCUUUAGGGGUACACUGGGAGCCAACUUGCUUCUUCUUUCCACUUUUUGGUAAAUGAAAACUACACAUGGUUAGAUCCAACCUAUCGCUGAAAUCUCCUCAGUGUUCUCUAGGCUGGAUGUUUUUAAUCACGUGUGGAUUCGGUGGAACUGAUCAGUAUCUGACUUGGUUGGUAUAGCUUAAUGAUUUAAAGCCACAACGUGAAAAUGUUUGACUCUUCUUUAUGCGUAACCUAAGCCGUAAUGGUGCAAGGGUCUGACCCCAUUGCUGCUUAAGAUGAUAUAUGUCAUUUAGUGUAGUCAAGAAGGUGUGAUGAUAAACACAAAGCAACAUAAUACUGUUUAGUUAAGCAGAAGGUAUAGCAUGAUUUUAUUGAAGCUACAGAAAGACAAAAACAAUUGUGAAAUGAAAUGAGCUUGAAAUCACAUCACUAAUCAAGGAGUGCUCGUGUCUUGCCAUGCGUGUUGCAUCGCUUCUGGUGUAAAAUGGGCUUUAAAAAUGACUCAAUAACCUUAUGUACAUGUAUAUUCCUAUUCACGUGUCUAUAUAAAGUAUGAGAUUGGGAACAAGGGAAAGGAUUAAUUCUGUGCCAUUCUGUAACAUUUUUAUUUCUGUAAAACUCCAGCCAAACAUCUUUUUAGGUCCUGAUUAUUGAUGAAUCUGUCUUUUUUUUUUUUAAAUUAACAUUGUUUAUUGUUUUCUUUUUCCAUGGAUAGCCCAAAUACAGGCUUUUGUUAGCCUUCCUGUCCUUUUCAUUCCCUGUCAGGAAGUAAGAGUGUAAAAUGUAGUUAGGAAAAAUGAAUGGCAUGUCAUGCUAAGUAUUGUUGCUACUGAACAGUGAGUGAAGAUAUCAUUACAUGAAGAAAAUAAUGUAUCAAAAAUGUCUUAUAAAUCAAGCAACUGUCCUUUGCAGUGUUGCAGGAGCAUAUAAAAUAAAACACACAGGUUUCCUGAAUAGAUCAGUGCAAGACAAUUUUAAUUGUUAAAUCUAUGAAUAAUAUUAUGUCAUAGCACUACGAAUGCUGAGGGAAACCUGCUCAUUGUGACUCAUUUGAAAUGAUUUACUUUAAAUCUGUAAAUAAAGUCUAUACGUUGUUGUUUUUUUUUAACCAUUUAUAACAAUUAUGAUACAUGUGUGGGUUUUAUAAAUCUGUUAGAUAUUUGAUAACUAAUGAGGAAAAGUAAUCCAUUUCUUUUAAUUGUCAUUAAUACUCACAAAAAGCCUUCAGAGUAAAGGUGUAUUAGAUAUAUUUAUGUUUAACGUUUAUUUAAAAUAAUUUCAUUUGAAUUAGUUUUGAAGGUGCGGUUUGUCGUUUUUAUAAGUUUUUCUAGACCUUUCUCAUGCCAGAGUCAUGUUUCAGCCUUUUAUUUGUAUUUUUCUCCAUCCAAAUGAAACAAUAGUGCUUCUCAAUGCCAAUUUGGAGUUAACAGAUUGGGGUUGGGUUUGCUUUAGGGGGAGAGGAAAUCUUAUUAAUGUUCUUGGACGUACAGUUAGUCUCACAGGCAGCAGAGGGCUCUAAAAAGUACAAUCUGCUCCUCACAGGGGACAUACUAACCUUUGCAAAACCUACAAACCCAUAAUUUUUUUUCUUUUUCAGGUGCUGGUGUUUCAAUGGAAUAGUUCCUUGGUCAGUUUUAUGAUUCUGUACACAGUGGCUAUGUUUUAUUUUUACAGAACUGUAAUGAGAAGGUUUUCCAGUUGGUGCUUUUUUUCUUAUGAAUGAGCUAAGAUUUACAAAACAAUUAAGUAAGCAUUACAGGGUAUACGAAUGGCAAUCAAUGGGAAUUUAUGGAGAGUUUUCAAGAUUAAAGUGAAAAAGAAAUC
Molecule: messenger RNA, 3317 nt
Organism: Pangasianodon hypophthalmus (striped catfish)
Lineage: Eukaryota; Metazoa; Chordata; Actinopteri; Siluriformes; Pangasiidae
Gene: zdhhc3a
Product: zinc finger DHHC-type palmitoyltransferase 3a
Exons: 7
Coding region: 222-1115 (297 amino acids)
Biological process (GO): peptidyl-L-cysteine S-palmitoylation; protein targeting to membrane
Cellular component (GO): endoplasmic reticulum; Golgi apparatus
Molecular function (GO): protein-cysteine S-palmitoyltransferase activity
Source: RefSeq, a predicted model, not a curated record